Morone saxatilis (striped sea-bass) is the source of this 4193-nucleotide messenger RNA. RefSeq names its product transmembrane protein 200A (gene tmem200a). The record is from RefSeq and is a predicted model, not a curated record. Lineage: Eukaryota; Metazoa; Chordata; Actinopteri; Moronidae.
GUUGGUUCAGUAUGACUGCAGCAGCAGGUGUGUUAACAGGCUUGGCUAAGCUAAAACGCCAAGACUCCGCACGCUCUCAGCACCGGCCCAUACCACCUGCAUCACCAGGCCUGGGAAACCCCGCCCCAGACGCUGUCCCCAGAAAGCGAAAACGCCGCACAGAUGUUGUGGUUGUACGCGGUAGGCUCCGCCUCUAUUCUGCCUCUGGGUUUUUCCUCCUCCUGGGACUGGUCAUCCUGGCCAUAGGUAUCGGCAUGGCGACACUGGGUUACUGGCCGCACAGUGAAACCAUGCCCUCGGCCAAAUCGCAGACUGUAGGAGGAUCUGCCACAGGUGAAGGAAAUGGAGCCAAGACGGCCGUCACAGAUGGGGACGUGGCAAACUCCAGCACUAGUCAUAACGUGCAUGGUACGCCCUCCAAGCAGACUGGGGGCGCUCUGACAAGGUUCCUGGAACAGCAUCGUCACUCUGAGAGGAUGAAGAUGUUUGGGCCUUUCACCAUGGGAAUUGGAAUUUUCAUCUUCAUCUGUGCUAAUGCCAUCCUUCACGAAAACAGAGACAGAGAAACUAAGAUAAUCCAUAUGAGAGACAUGUACUCCACAGUCAUCGACAUCCAUCGCCUCAGGCAGAGAGAGCAGAAGCAGCAUCAUCACCGCAACAGCACCUAUGCAAGAGAAGUUGGGGAUCUUCGAGCCUUCGGAUCUGAUAACGCAGCACGGUUGGCCAGCAACUCCCUCCUUGCUUUCUCCUCUCGGGCUGGAGGCGGAGGGUCUACAGAAGAGGAGGAGGUGCUGUUAGGUGACGAGGAGUUUCACAGACACAGGGAGCAGGCAAAGCUGGAUUGUAGCUUUGCGGGGCUGCUAGCGCCGCUCUACAAGGAUCGUUCCUUCUGCGGCCCAGGGCUGGGGAUGGCUCGUUCGGAUUCAGUGCGCCAUCAGUGGUCAGUGGACGGAGAUGUGGAGAGGGGAGGACACCACGCACGCUCUAUUGUCUCCUCUUCUAUCUCUGCAUUUACUCUCCCAGUCAUAAAACUCAACAACUGCGUUAUUGAUGAACCGGAGAUGGAGGCGAUUACUGAGGAGGAUAGAGGAGGAGAGAGAAGAGACAGAGAGAGGUCACAGCCUCUGAGCUCCAUGGAGUCUCUGAUUGUUCCUGUAGCAUCUGUUGCCAAGGCCUCGAAACCACCAGGCUUACACCGGAGUAACUCCGCUUCCUCGUCCUCCCACUGCUCCUCUGUCUCCUCUACCUCCCUCUCCCCUGCUCCCUCGUCUACCUCAGGCUGCUGGCUCUCCCCGGGAGCAGCAAGGACUGACUUUGGCUCUAACUCCUCUCUGCACAUGCUCAGUAGCCACUCCAAAUCUCUGGACUUGGAGCGCGGGCCGAGUAUGCUCAGCGUGCGCCCAGAGCAGCGGAAGCACCCCAGCUGGCCCCGCCUCGACCGUAGCAACAGCAGCCGCAGUAACAGCGGCAAAGGGGGCAGCAGUAAAGGCUACAUGCGGCUGGAGGACAGGGAAGAGCAAGGGGAGCGGCUAUUAGACAUGUCAGCAGCCAUGGCAGCGAGACGCGACUACAGUAAACGGGAAAAGCUGCUAAUGAUAUCAAGGUCGCAUAACAAUCUGAGCUUUGAGCACGAUGAGUUUAACAGCAGCACACUGAAGAGGGGAAGCUCUGAGACUCGAUUCUGAAGGAAAAUGAACUGAAGGUUGAAGACAGCUCUGUCCUGUUCUGUAAAUUUCUCUCCAGCCAUUGUACUGUUGGUGUCAGGGGGAAACUGACGAGUUUAACAGCUGCACCCUCAGAGAGGAACGUGAUUUUGAAGACAUUUUUUUGAGCAGCAGGCUGGAGGAUAGUUAGUAAUGGACCACCUUGCCCGGUAAAAGGUAAAGGCCUCACGUCAGCAAGACACUAAAUGCCUAUUGUGCCAGGUCCAGUGGGGCUGUUCUGUAGCCGACCCUGACCUGUGACCUCUAUGGAGGCAGGCAAGUGAAAAAAGAAGGUCCCUACAGGGGAACACAUUGCAUCAUCCGUCUACUUUAUACAAACACAGUUCUAAUAAACCCUCAACCCUCAGACACUUUAGGAUGAUACUGUUUCAUUAUACAAGGCUUCUUUUCUUAAUGUGUUAGUUUCAGGUUCAAUUCAAGGACACGCUGGAAGCACUUUGAGCAAGUUUCUUCCUUAGCGGGGAGCAGUGACACAAAGGCAAAUCUUUUAUAACGAGGCCCAGGCACAACCUGAGAAAUAAGCGAGACCAGUUUAAUAUCAGAACAAAAGAAGAUAGUAAUAGUAACAUUCAUGCUUUGCUUGAAAAUGCUUAAAAAGGUUGUAUAGAGAGACAUUUUCAACUAAUUUCUAGAGGCUAUAAUGGCAUACUGCAACGGCAAGUCCAAAAGGUAUAGAUAUUAGUGGUAAAUUAUUUGUUUUAAAGGUGGUUCAUGUAUGUUUGUGUGUCUGUCUGAUCUUCAGAUUGUAGUAGAUGUAGAGAUCCACACAAAAAGCAAAGUCAGACAAAAACAUUUAAUAUCAUGUCAAUACACUACAGCACAGAUAUGAGUUCAAAUCAUAAUGCAAGGCUGCAAAAUACAAUAACGGAGUCCUUGUUGCCCCGCAGGCACAAUAUUGCUGCCCUUUCCCAAGAACUAUAGUAAGAAGUUUUGUGUGUACGCUACUGAAAACUAUAAGUAACAUUGGCUCUGCUACAAACCUAAUUUCGUACUAGAAAAGAUCUUGAUUGACUUCACUCAGGAUAUGCCGUCUAUUAUUCAUGUUCUGAUUAUUUUUAUAGACCUAUUCACAAACCUAUUCAGUAUUACGCCUCAGUUCCACUAGGCCAGCUCUGUGACGUCACUCCUCGUGGCUUCAUGCCCCACCAGGAGAGUUUCGCCUGCUCGAUUUUGUUCAGAUUUAGUUGAUUUGGUCAUUUUUCCUUGAUUUAUGUGCUUCUACCAUGGUUAGGCUGUUUCCUUGUUGUCUGUUUUUAUGAUUGGGAGUCUGCACACACAGUGUUUUAUUUUGAAAACUGACAGUAUUCUAAGCAGUUAGACACUAUAGUUACUUGAGUGUGACCAGAGGUACAAUGAAUUAUGGUUGUAACUAAUGAUUAUUUCCUUGACUUAUUUUUUUAAUCAAUGCUCUAUGAAAUGUCAAAAAUACAUGUAAUGACAAAGUCAUAAAAUCAAAAGUUAAAUUUACAAAUAAAAUAAUCACAUUUAAAGGAAUUCUACUUGAUAAAUGACAAUUGAUUAAUUUUAAGUCAAUUAACACAUUUUUGGUUCUGCACAAUUGAAAAAUCUAUAUUUGAAACAAAAGUCAGUAUAAAAGAGACCCUGGCGUUUGACUCAAGUUAACAGUAAAUCACCAUGUACACAUUCAUCUUGUGCUUGAGCUGUAAUAUUAAAGUCCAACUGGAAUUAUAUGCCAUUUUUUGUCUGCUACAGCAAACAUAUCUGCUCUGUAAAUCACUUAUCCUUUGUACUUCUAUGUGUACGGUCACACUGAGCCAGACAGCAGACCGCUACAUAACACAGACUUUGAACAACCCAAAUUAGCUUCCCUGCUAAAGUCUCCUUCAUUAUCUAACUUACACACAUGAACACAUAUCUUGUCCUGCACUUUAGGCUUGUUGAGCCAGCGACUACACAAACGUUCACUGGGGAAAAGUGCACUGCUAAUGUCAGCUAAUUAGCAGCACAUUAAACAGCAUAUAAACAUACCUGCAAAUGUCACAUGGCUACGGUUAGAUGCUGAUGUGGUUCUCACUAUUUCAUUUAAAACACUUUUUUUUUUACAAAAUGGAAGACUAAAUGACUGUUUUCAGUUGGAAUUUUUCUGCAACUUGUGUCGCUUUUCAUUUAAUUUAUUAAUUUAUUUUUGGGACAGUAUUCGCCAUUUUAUGAUUGCAGGUGUGAAGUUCAGCUACUAAGUCUCCAUAUUGCUCAGUAUCUGUAGUUUGUCAGCUACGUUAACAAUACAUUAAGACAAUUAUUAAUGUAGUUAAAACGUCUUCUGUGCUACUUUUAAUGCAACACACAUGAACAAUAAAACAUCAACACCACAUGCGUGUUAAAAAAAAGGCAAAGCCCUUUACAAGCAGGAAUCUUGGCCAGAGAGCUUCAUUAACUGGUUCCUAGCAGUUUAUGAGUCAAUGUCCAAUUCUAGUCUCUGUCAAAAUAAACUGUAUUUUCACUGAAAGA